This is a messenger RNA of Rattus norvegicus (Norway rat), 10086 nucleotides long. RefSeq names its product similar to human chromosome 4 open reading frame 54 (gene C2h4orf54). Bases 415 to 5769 code for a protein of 1784 amino acids. The record is from RefSeq and is marked validated. NCBI's taxonomy places the organism in Eukaryota, Metazoa, Chordata, Mammalia, Rodentia, Muridae. The transcript has 3 exons.
AAGAAUAAAAGGCAUGGUGGCUACCCACGACUCCAAGCUACUUCCAUUGACCCCUCUUCAUAGUGCCAUAAACUAACCCGGCACUCUGAGCAGUGCCAGCAGGGAAACAGUGUGGAGUCCUUAAUGGUCUUCAUUAUCCUAAAGUUGGUCAUUGUUUUCUUAUUUAUAAGUUUCUCCUCUCUUCAUACUCCUACUGCUGAGUUCCAACUUACUUGAUUUUUAAACCACAGAAGGACUUUAAAAGACUUUCUUUGAAGUUUGACGUAAAAAAAGAACUUUUCGGAAAUUGACUUUGUUUGAAGGAGCCUCCACCACUGCCACCACACCUACACGGGCAUUGUUUAGCUAGACAUCCUUGAAGGAGCCACACAGAUAUCCUGAAGGAGAGCGACAAGGCUGUACAAGACACAGCACAUGCUUUCCGUUCAUUUCUGGCAGACUCGGGGUCCACCUACAGAUGCUGCUUCUUCAUCAGCUAAUGGCAUUCAGACCCUCACCCACCGACGCUGUCAGACAAGCAACUGGACAGGACAGCUCAGCAGCAGGACGCUGGCCACAAUCACGGCCAGAGCCUCAGCCCCCUGGCUACAGACCACCUCUGCUGCCUCUCUUGGGAGCCCUCCCACCUCCCUCUGGAUUGCCGAGGCCCCACCACAGGGGCUGAAGAACUGGGUGGCGGUGGCAGCUGUGGCAGUGGUACCUACAGCCUUCCGGCCAGCUCAGGCACGUGGGAACCUGUUUCAGGCCACUCUGCGGCCCCUCCGGGAUCAGAGGGGGACUCAGGACAGCCUCAGCGCUCACCACUGUCUCUUCUUGUAUUUAAAACCUGGGCAAGGACUAAGAAUGGAAGGCGGUACUUCUGACAUGAACUCACAGACCAGCCUGACGCCUGCAGAGGACCCGGCAAGCCGACCACAGGACAACCCGGAGCCCAGGCAGCAGCUGCGGCCACUACCUGAGCCUUCAGCCUCUACCCAGCCUGAAGCCAAGUAUGUGGAGAUGUGUGCUUCAGCUCGAGUCGGAAGGGAGAGCCCCCAGACCAUGAAACUGCUACUGGAACACUGCCCUGAGGAGCAGGCCUCCAGGAGCCCAAAGACAAAAGCCCCGGAUGAACCCAGCAGCGGUGCCCCUGAGGCUCCAACCCCGGGGGAAAGCCCUUCUUCCGCCCAAUGUCUCAGCUCCCAGGCUUGUGAGAACGACUUCUUAUCUUCCUCCUCCUCCUCUAUGGACAGUGCAGAAGACAAUGGCCUUUCCAAAAUGGAUGGUCCCACCAAGUUACUGGGGACCCUGGCCACCUCCUCCUCUUCCUUAGGCUUUGAGAGUGAGCCGGAAAGGAGCUGCCAACCAUACAGGGGAGAAGAAGCCGGAGACAGGGCAGGAGCAGGAGAGGGUAGAAGAGAAGGGGUCGAUGAUGGGACAAGGUGCAAAGACAUUAUCGCCAAGUCCCAUGGCAAGAGGGGCCCCGUGAAAAACGAGGAAGCACACUACAUCACCACCCACGAGAUCCAGCUGAGCGAGGUAGAGCAGGGUAUGGAUUUCGACGUGGGACUGGCUUCUCGCUGGGACUUCGAGGACAACAACGUGAUCUAUUCGUUCGUGGACUAUGCUUCCUUUGGUGGCAGUGAUGAGACCCCAGGAGACAUCACCACUGAAGAAGACGAUGACAACAGCUGUUACGUCAGCACCACGCCAAGCACCAACACCACACGGACUCCCAGCCCCAUCAGCAGCGACCUGGCUCGCCCCAGCACGGGCAGCAGCGGCCGUGACACCAGCAGCACGGAAGUGGGCAGCGGCCCCUCUGACAGUGACACUAUUCCUCCACCCACUGGACCUGGCACUGCCGCUCCACCUGAGCCUUUGCUGGAGCCCCGGGAGGCAGCCUCGGGGGCAUCGGCCACUGCUGCAAGCAGCUGUGGGGGUGCAGCAAGCCAGAUCCUCCUAUCAAUCAAGCCAACUUCCCGGGCUAUAAAUGAACCUAGCAACGUGCGUGCAAAGCAAAACAUUAUUUAUGCUGCCAAGCAUGAGGGCGACAUGAGCCUCCGAGUCUCUACAGCUGCCGAGCACAACUCAAGUUCGCUGAAGCAAAUUUCGGCUGCAGCCGUGGCUCAAGACCAUGCAAAGAAAUUCAUUGCUGUCCCUGCUCGCCUGCAAACCAGGUGCGGGGCCAUCCGGGCCAAGGAGCUGGUGGACUACUCCAGCGGAGCCUCCAGUGCAGUGAGUGAGCUAGACGAUGCAGACAAAGAGGUGAGGAACCUAACCUCCAGGGCCUUCCGGAGUCUUGCCUACCCCUAUUUUGAGGCUCUGAACAUCAGCUCCCGAGAAUCCUCUACCACACUCUCCGAGGUGGGCUUUGGACGAUGGUCAACCUUCCUAGACUUAAAAUGUGGAGGCCUUGGCGCCAGAGUGGAGCAGAGCCUGCUGAGGAGCAGUGCAGCCUCUGUGGCUGCAGGUUUGAGGAAGGGCGGCGGCGCCCGAGCCCCGGCAGAUCAGCUCUACCUUCAGGCCAAGAAGUCCCAGACCAAGGCCUUGGAGUUUGUGGUCAGCAAAGUCGAGGGAGAAAUCAAACAUGUGGAGACGCCCUUGUGCUUCCAGAAACAGGUCCAAACUGGCUCUCGGGUGGUCACGCUUCUGGAGCCCCUGAAUCUCCGCAGUGAGAGCAAAGCCAGCUCCGCCACUGGGCCCUGCAGAGUCACCAAAGGUUCUAACAAGGGUCCCGGGUCUGUGUACACGGACGAUGGAUCAGAGACCUCCGACAGUAGCAAGCCUGCCGCUCGCGGUGACGGCCCCCAGAAGAAGUCCAAAUUCGCUUCCAGUCUGCUCAAAAACGUUAUUUCCAAGAAGAUGCAGCGAGAACACGAGUUCAAAAUGGAGAGAGGAGAGGUCACUGAUACAUCUCACCAUAACCCCCCCAGCGCUAAGGAGGCGGACGGACCUCCUGGGGCUGAGAAGCCGUGGGAGCGGGGUCUGCAGAGGCAGAGUUCACGGCACUCCGAGGCUAGUUCUGAGUACACUGUGGUCAGUGUGUCUGAUGCCGGUGGAGAAGGCUCUGUGGUAGGUUCUAAGUCCCCCGUUUUCAAAGCCAGUACUCCUCGAGAGAGUAACACGGGCUCCGGCCGAAAUCUCUCCGACGGACACACAGAAGUGUGUGAAAUUAAAAAGAGUGCUUCAGAGACCGUGAAGGGCAUCUUCCUUCGGAGUCAGAACAGCGCCUUCCGGACAUGGAAGGAGAAGGAGGCGGAGAAGCUGGAGGAGAAAGUUCCCAUCGGGAAGCUGAAGCUCCCCAAAGGUGGGGACUGGAGGGCUGAUCUUGGGGAGAUCUCGGCCAGCAAGUCCACCAUCAUGUCUCGACUCUUUGUUCCCAACAUCCAGCAGACACCCAAGGACAAACAGCCAGAGAAGCAGGCCACCAAAUACCCUGCUGCUGCCCAGACUACCUCCAUGGCAGUGAUCAGACCCAAGGCUCCUGAAAUCAAGAUCCGGCUGGGAAGUGUACAACAGCCAAGCUCAGACUUCAACAUUGCUAAGUUGCUCACGCCCAAGCUGGCUAGUGGCAGCAGUGGCAGCUCAAACCUCUUCAAGACCGUUGAGGAUAACAGCAGGACCCAGCAGAAACUCUUCCGAGGUGGGGACAGUCUGGAAAAGGUACCCCACUUCCAGGUGAGAGAUUUUAGAGACAAGUCCAAGGCCCCGGGACCUCUCCACCAGGUGAGGGAUGUGAGGAAGCUAAUCAAAGGGUCGGGAGAUAGCAGCGACAAGGGCAGCGUCACACCAGAGCAGGGCUUGACAGGGCCUAAGCCUAGGCAGCUGACUCCUGCCUCUGGAGGAUCCAGGUCCUUGUCCCCUAUGGUGACUAUGGUUGUGAAUCCAAAAGAAGACGGUGUGGAUCGAGAGCCCAGGGAAGGUGCGUGCAAAGCGGGGAACAGCAGUAGACUCUUGAACUCCUCCCCAGAAGGGACUGUCUUGGUUCACAGGGCAUCUGGCAGGCUGCCUGUGGCCACCAUUGCCCCCAAUAAAUCCGAGCAGGGUUCUUACCUACCUGUGCUCAAGAUCGUCUCCAAAGCUUCUGCUCAGAGGACCCCGGAGAAGCCCAAAGAGGAAGAGGUCAAGGAGGAGGGGAAAGCCCCAAAGCCAGCCCGGAAUGCCUUAGAGAAGCUGACAGCUGCUGUGAGGUCCAUGGAGGAGCUGUACAGCUUCAACAGGAAUGAAUGGAAGCGCAAAAGUGACCCCUUGCCCAUGAUGGCUGACAGCCAUGUCCUGUCACUCAUAGCCAGUGAGGAGAAGGAAGGGGUAGUUGGACCCGAAGGAGACCCUGACAAGCUGGCCAAGCAGCUGGGACAGGUGGAAGAACGGAACACGGGACACAAAGGCGGUGUGGUCCUGCGAGCGGCUCCCAUAGAACGUCUGCAGAGGAGAAACUCAAACCCCAGCACGGAGAGCGUGUCUGCCCGUGCAGCUGCCUUUGAGAACAUGGCCAGAGAAAGGCCCCGGUCUCUCUAUAUUCCUCCAGUCCACAAAGACCCGGAAAGAGCGCAACCUUUGCAGCCCCUCCCCCCACUCCCCAGCAAUCGGAAUGUGUUCACCGUGAGCGCCAGCAGCAGUGCUCAAAAAACUGGGGGCAUCGCUGGCAAGUUCCCACAAGGACCCUCUCCCGAGGGCCUUUCGACAGCCAAGGGCAUCAAAUCACAGGGACUCAGAUCCCUCAAGAUCUCCCCGGCCACCCGAGCCCCUCCUGAUGAUGCCGCCAACAGGAAAACUGCUGUCAGUUUGGAGAAGAGCAACAGCGAUUGUGAGAAUUAUCUGACUAUCCCCCUUAAGGGAACUGCUGCUUCAGGGGAGUUGCUCGGCAGGCCUGGGGCUUCCAGAGAUGGGGCCCCCAGCUCCUCAGAUGCUACUCUCUGUAGUUUACCUCCACUGAGUGCCCGCAGCCAGGUCCCCAACAACCCCAAAGGAUCGCUAGUCAGCGGAACCAGCAGACCAGCUUGGCGUACCAAACCAGACAACCACCGAGAAACAGUUGCUGCCCCCACAGGACCGCAGAGCCCCGAGCAUACUCCUACCACUAUCUACCACCAACAGGCGUUGCCCUUUACCCUCCAGGGCACCCAGCCUCAGGUCCUCUGCUUCUCCCCACCCGGUAUGCCAGCCCCAGCCCCUGCAGGCCCAACUGCUGUCCCCACAGACCCCUUUCAGCAGACACAGCCUCAGCAGACACAGCGCAAGAUGCUCCUGGAUGUGACCACCGGCCAGUAUUAUCUGGUGGACACUCCAGUUCAACCCAUGACCCGGAGAUUGUUUGACCCCGAGACAGGACAAUAUGUGGAUGUGCCCAUGACUUCUCAACAACAGCCCGUGGCACCCAUGUCCCUCCCUGUACCUCCUCUGGCCCUGAGUCCUGGGGCCUAUGGGCCCACCUACAUGAUCUAUCCUGGAUUCCUGCCUACAGUGCUGCCCCCCAAUGCCCUGCAGCCCACGCCCAUUGCUCACACACCAGGAGGCAGUGAGCUUUCUGUGGCAGCAGAGACCCCCAGCAAAGAGACAGCGACAGCGUUCACUGAAGCCCCUUACUUCAUGGCCUCUGGUCAGUCCCCUGCCUCCUCUUCCUCCUCAGCCCCGGCAGCUACAUCCCAGCUUGUGGGCGCCAAGGGCUUCGCCCAGUUGCACGGCAAGCCUGUCAUCAGCAUCACCUCACAGCCCUUGGGGCCACGGAUCAUUGCUCCCCCGUCCUUUGAUGGCACCACCAUGAGCUUCGUGGUGGAACACAGAUGACAAGAGGCUCAGGAAAGCAGAACGGAAGGAACAGCUCCUGGAGCAAGACAGAAAUGAGAACUGUUCUUUAAUCCGAAAGUUUCAUUGUAACACUGAAUUCAUCGGGGGAAAACCCUUCCAGUUGUGUUACAAACUUUUAUUUCUUAUGAACCACGUGUGUAAGUUUGUAUAUUUUCCUGAACAACUCCCUAAGGUAGCUUUUGUUAUUUCAGUUUUACUAAGAUGAAUGGUUAUGUUUCUCCCCAUGAAGUAUUUCUUUUUAUACUUUAAUACGGGACAUAAGCUUUCUGGCCACCACCUUCCCUCCUGCACUUGUGACCAGGCACAUAGUACACUGAGUAUUUGAAUGGUUCUUUCAAAACAGGCAGUGGGAUCUGAUUGGUUCUGUUGUAAACCAAACCAGCAAAUCAAGAAUUAGGAUCAGAAAUCACCCUGGAGUUUCUUGAGCUAUGUCGAGUCUAGCUGACAUAACCUUCUGCUUCCAGUAAUGAGUAGCUAGCCCCGUCGUUCUGAUUGCUGUGUUGUCUGGGUUCUUGGCCAGGUUUGGCAUGACGUCCCAUGUAAUCCUGACAAAUGGUGGUUUGGACAUUUGUACUUUAAUUUUCCCCCAUUUGUGCAGUGCUGUGACACUGUUUUUGCCAUAAAGCAGAAUGGAAGGUAUGGGAGAACUAGUGAUUACAUUGAAUAUUAAGUUCUUCGCUUCAGAAAGCAUAAACCCCCCCAUUCUCCUUUAAGAAUCCAACCUGAGGUGUAAGUGUGCGAUGCACAUACCCUUAAUGAUUCCCUUCACGGUUGUGUCCUGCCUCUCACUCUUUGCAGCCUGAAGAGAAGCCUGUUUGGGGAAGGAGAUGGAAUUGGCUCUGAACUUUGUUUCAGUGUUCCCAAUUCCCUCCAGCCCCAACCAUCCCACAGGAGAAGCUUGUAAUUACAGUGCCUGCUUCUUGCUUCUGGUUUUAACAGAUGUUAAGAUUCCAAAUCACCCCAUGCAUCACUCACCAGUCGUAACCCAAUUCUGACUGAAUGGAUACAUUCAGCCUUUCCUAAUUGGUAUCUCAAUUAAGUGAUACACUGAAGAAUUUCUUAAUUACUUUCUAACCAAAUACCCCUUUAAAACCCAAGCAUUAAUUCUCAAGAUUUCCGUAAGGAAUCUCUGGUCAGUUACUUGUUUGUUUAAAGAUAAAGCAAUUCCGGUAAAUUCUUUAAAUGAUUUUUUUAAAAAAAUCAUCAGUAUUUGCUUUCCACUUAAAAUUGCUUCAUGAAGUGAGGGAUUUUAUGAUGCCUCUCAAAAUACUGAAUUUUCUAAGGCUUUUAAAUUUUAACUACUUUGUAACAGUGGUUUUUUUUUGGGGGGGGGGAUUUUUUAAAUCCAGGCUCAAAACCAAAUUCAAUGCCACUUCUGGGGCCUUUCUUAAGGGGGAGAAACAAGUUCUAAAAAUUAAGUUCUUUUCAGACAAAGAGCAAGAUUUGAAGCAGGAAUAGUGAGUGGGCUUUGGCCAAUGAGCUGUUAAAUAAACCCUUGUCUCUGAGGCAUGCUGUAUGAAGCAUGGUCUCUGGGUUGGAAGAUGCUUUGGGACAUAUUUAGGAGACCGUUGCUACCCUAGAACUUGAACUUUUUUUUUUUCAGGCAAACUGGCUGCAUCUAAAGGUCCCUUAAUAUUGGAACAAAAAACUAGGAUCCGGGUUGGGGAUUUAGCUCAGUGGUAGAGCGCUUGCCUAGCAAGCGCAAGGCCCUGGGUUCGGUCCCCAGCUCCAAAAAAAGAAAAAAAAAGUGGAACGGAUGGAGUAUGGGGUUUGAGUGGAGAGAGACUACACCUGGAAGUCCACAUAAGUUCCAGCAGACUUUUGGGAAAGCCCCACGGGUUUGUUAGCCAGCUCCCCACAAAGACAGAAAGAAAACGUGUCGUGGGCCACUGUCAUUCUUUAUCUCCAGCAGAUCUGAGCCUUCUGGUCUUCCACAGAAGGAGAGAAACUUGGGGGUCAGGGUAGGGAAGAACUUUUUACUUGUUGCUUCUAUGUAAAAGCCUGAGUCUCCACGUGGUUAAAAUGUAAUGAUAAAUGGAUGGUUCUGCCUUUCAUAGCAGCUAUUGACCAUUUCACAGUUGGGUCACCAUCUGUGGUUUGCUAUUUUGAGUGGCAGAGAAAGGAAAUUCCCACAGGCACGUGCUGAAUCCGUUUCCUUGGUUCGGUCAUUUCUUGAACUUUUAUCGGUACGUGAAUGAAGUGGCUUUUCCCUCUUCUUUCAACCAGAGUGGAACAAACCAGGAACCUAGAAAAUCUCCUAAUGCUCGAAGCAAUAACUUCCAGCAAUACAUUUUAACAACUGAGCGACCUGCCAUGUUUUCUAUAAGAAAACCAUUAAUUAAGAAGUAUACUAAAUAGAGCCAUGAGCUUGAAUCUAAACGCAAUGUGGCCUGGCCUUAGCUAUUUUCUCUCAGGGUCAUACGUGAGGCUUAGUUUCCCAAAUAAUCGUACUAUACUGGGAAGGAAUUUUGACGCAUUUGCUGGUUUUUCCCUGUUGAUAAUGGCAUCAUGUUGAAACAGGCCCAGGUUUGACUUGUUUCUUGAAAACUAAACACGUUUGUAGCCAGUGCGAUAAUUCUGUUCACCAGAAUGUAUUUCUUUGAACACUUACUGAAACUGUCUUCAGGAGUAAAUAAAGCCCAGGAUUAAGUGUCUGUGUAAAUAUGACCAUCUCAGAGUAAUUAAGCUAACAAUGAGUUAUACUCUGACAGCUUCAUGGUAAAUUUCAAAAAUUAGGGUGCGAUUCAAAUUCAUCUUGCAUCCUUAGAAAAUAUCCAGUGACAUACAUACCUUUUUCUUUAUUCAGCUUUGGCCUUUUCCCCUUUGCUUCUUAAAGAGAUUUGAUACAUUCUGAUUCUCUUCAUCCACUGUAGCGACAAAAGCCUGUAUUUGCUACAAACCAGAUGCUCCUGUUACCUGAACUCUGCCCUGGACUGCAGGCCAGGAUUGAUUCUUAAGUAUGGCUUGCACGGUGAUUGUGUGCAGUGUUGUUUUCUGAGUAGAUGGCCACAGUCUCACAAGCGUGUUUCUGCGAGCAGAAAACACAGUCGGCAAUACUUCUCUGUAUCUAAAACUAUCACAGUGUACAUUUUCCAAUGUGGUGCUUGAGGAGUCUCAUUCUACAGUUUACAAGGUGUAAUAUUGCACCCUAAACUCUCAGGGUGUGCUAUUUUACCCACAUACUUGAAAGAAAAAGGUGCCCUGUUUUUACCAGUACUGUUGAUGGGAGAAAAUUAUGUGUAAGGUUGCUUGAGAAAACUGCUCAUAAAAACCAAAUCAAUAGGCUUUUACAUAAUCUUGAAGGAGAUGUAUACGUAGGUAAUAUAUAUCGUCAAGAGACUGCUAAUAUAGUCUUUAACUUCUGGGUCUGAGACAGGCCUCACGGGUGCAUAGAAUCGCUAAGACGGCGUGUAGCAUUUGCUCAAAAGUGCCUUAAAUUUGAAUCUAAUCUGAAUCACAGUCCAUUCGUGACGUGUGUGUGAACACAGACCCAGAAGGAGAACCCUAAAGCCUAAAGAGAACCCUCCUGUGUGUGUGCUGCAUCUCUAGGGAGACCGGAAUAUUCAUUGCAAUCCUCGUGAGCUGUCCAUACCCUCAGUAUUUCCUGUUGCAAGUGUUUUAUUGAAUCCACUCCUGUUUAACUCAAAAUGGUGCAGAAUAAAAGACACACAUCUCGUUUGGCUUUUCUUUUAAGUUUCUGAACUGCUCUCUUCAAGUUAGUAUUAGUGGCAUCAAGUCCUUUCCAGGGUUCCCCAAGUUACCUUCUCUUCCCACCCCCACCCCUUCUGAAGAUGUGUGUUUAUGUAUUUAUAUAUAAAAUUAUAUUCUUGUAUAGUGAUGGCUGAAGAGAAUGUGGAGACUGUGGAAGUUAUGUAUGAAUAGGAGAGUGUGUGUUGUGUAACACAGACAGAAGGACAUUGGAUCAUGUUGAACCGCACCCCCAACUAUGAGUGAUGGUAUGGAAAGAAUGCGAACAUUUAAACUGCGCCAAUGCGGCGGCCAUCUUGGUGGAGAAGUUCCUAGCCGAGCUUUGAUGUGAUUUUUUUGAUGGUACAAUGCAGCGAGCAUGGCCACGGGAGCUUUGAAUCCAGCCGACAGCUCCGAGAUUUGCCCUUCCAGUGCUCUUGCCUACGUAGAGAGGACUGCUGAGAUGGGAUUCCUUGUGACAAGCCUACUUACCUUUAACUGCCAGCAUUUGUAAGGUGCAAUCUUGUGUAUUGGUUUUUUAUUUUGACAGUUUUGAAAACAUGUUUGUUGUUCUUGUUGUUUUUCCAGUAAAAGUAAUCACAAAGGAAA